UUAGGAUUCUAGCGGGUGGCCGUGCGCCAUUGCGCCUGGUGUCAUUUCUGGAAAUCCUAUUCCGCUUUGGAGCGUAAGAUUUUAUUUUAAUUUUGGGAACAAUGUGGGGAAUGCAGAGGACUCGGUACGCGGACUGCAACGGCUCAGAAGCAAGUGAAGAGGCGGAGAUCGUGGUGAACAUUGGAGGAGUGAAACAGGUGUUGCAUGGGGACGUGUUGAAUCGUUACCCGGAGACUCGGCUUGCAGAGCUGAUAGACAGUUCUCUAAAGUCUCCCGAAGAAAUAUCUUCAUUGUGUGACGAUUAUGACCCAGACACUGGGGAAUUUUAUUUUGACAGGGAUCCUGAAGCAUUUAAGUGUAUAAUUGAGCUGUAUUAUUAUGGGGAGAUACACAUGAAAAGGGGCAUCUGUCCGAUUUGUUUCAUGAAAGAGAUGGACUUCUGGAAAAUCGGCACUGAAUUGUUGGAUGAAUGCUGUAAAAGUCACCUUAAAGAGGUCCAGGAUGAACUUGCAGAGAUCGCAGAGAGAGUGAGAACUAUCCUGGUGGACAGAGAGGGAGACCCGUCUGCAGGAGGCUGCCAGCGCUUCCAGGCGUCCCUCUGGAGGUUGAUGGAAAAGCCGGAGUCCUCGGUGCCUGCGCAUGUCAUCGCCAUACUUUCCUUCAUCUUCAUCCUUAUCUCUUCUGUGGUCAUGUGUGUCGGGACCAUCCCCGAGCUUCAGGUGGAAGACUCAGAGGGAAACCUCACUGAGCACCCAACGCUGGAGGUGAUCGAGACUGUGUGCAUCGGCUGGUUUACCAUAGAGUAUAUUCUGCGUCUGAUCUCCUCUCCAAACAAGAUUAAAUUCGUCUUGUCCUUCAUGAACAUCAUUGACUUCAUGGCAAUCAUGCCCUUCUUCGUGGUGCUUAUUCUCACCUCCUUCGGCGCGGGAGUGAUGGAACUAGCCAACGUGCAACAGGCCGUGCAGGCUUUGCGCAUAAUGCGCAUUGCGCGCAUUUUCAAGCUUGCGCGCCACUCAUCUGGACUUCAGACGCUCACCUCUGCGCUAAAGAGCAGCCUGAAAGAGCUCGGUCUGCUCCUCAUGUACAUGGGAGUUGGGGUCUUCCUUUUCUCAGCGCUGGGUUACACCAUGGAGCAGAACCACCCAGACACGCUGUUUACCAGCAUCCCACAGUCGUUCUGGUGGGCUGUAAUAACCAUGACCACAGUGGGGUAUGGGGACGUGUACCCUAAGACCACUUUAGGUCGGUGCAAUGCAGCCAUCAGCUUUCUUUGCGGGGUCAUUGCCAUAGCGCUGCCCAUACACCCCAUAAUUAACAACUUUGUGCUGUUUUACAACAAACAACAGGUAUUGGACACUGCAGCCAAGCAUGAGAUUGAACUCAUGGCGCUUCGCUCCAGUGAAGGCGAACUAAGGGCUGCACCUGAGCGCCACGGACAUGUGUGUGGAUCCGGGGUUUGGGACUCCUCCAUGAGCUCCUGUCACAGCAACACAUACUUACCUCUGCUGAAGGAUCCCAGAGGAGGGCCAAGUAUGCAGAGCCCAAGCAUGGAGACUAGCUUUGAGAGUACAUCAGAGGCUCAUUCCUGCUCUUCAACAUCUGUCCCCUGAUGUGCAAUUGAAGUUCAUGAGUAAGAACUAUAUAUUGGGCAGUUAAAUGGAUCAAGAAGGAACACAUGACUUUUCUUUAACAAAACUGGUAUAAAAAGAAAUAUUUAAGAGCUGUUUGGAAUGUGUAUUUUUUGUGAUUAAACU
Cyprinodon variegatus (sheepshead minnow) is the source of this 1754-nucleotide messenger RNA. Its product is annotated as potassium voltage-gated channel subfamily F member 1-like. The record is from RefSeq and is a predicted model, not a curated record. Gene Ontology annotation, cellular component: voltage-gated potassium channel complex; membrane. Bases 102 to 1610 code for a protein of 502 amino acids. Gene Ontology annotation, molecular function: protein binding; voltage-gated potassium channel activity. Gene Ontology annotation, biological process: protein homooligomerization; potassium ion transmembrane transport. The transcript has 2 exons. Lineage: Eukaryota; Metazoa; Chordata; Actinopteri; Cyprinodontiformes; Cyprinodontidae.